Messenger RNA from Talaromyces rugulosus, 2844 nucleotides. RefSeq lists its product as uncharacterized. The transcript has 3 exons. Gene Ontology annotation, molecular function: RNA binding; protein binding. Bases 1 to 2844 code for a protein of 947 amino acids. Lineage: Eukaryota; Fungi; Ascomycota; Eurotiomycetes; Eurotiales; Trichocomaceae. Gene Ontology annotation, biological process: maturation of SSU-rRNA from tricistronic rRNA transcript (SSU-rRNA, 5.8S rRNA, LSU-rRNA). The record is from RefSeq and is a predicted model, not a curated record. Gene Ontology annotation, cellular component: small-subunit processome; t-UTP complex; 90S preribosome.
AUGGAGUUGCAUCGCUGUCGCUUCGUUCCUUACAACCCACAAGCUAUCAAUGCACUCGAAUUCUCGCAUCCGCCAUCGCCAAAGGCUGCCGGACAAGGUGCGCACACGCUCCGACUCGCUGUUGGUCGCGCCAACGGUGACAUCGAGAUCUGGAAUCCGCUUCGGGGUGCUUGGUUCCAAGAGACGAUUAUCCGAGGUGGAAAGGGCCGCAGCAUCGAAGGCCUUGCCUGGACACUUGAUCCGAUUGAGGAACCUGCUGAUGGAAGCGGACUGAGGGUCCCCGGUCGACUGCGACUUUUCAGCAUUGGAUAUACAAACACUGUUACCGAGUGGGAUCUGGAAAAGGGAGUCCCCGCGCGUCACUCGAGUGGCAGCUAUGGAGAGAUUUGGUGUUUGACAGCCCAGCCGAGAUGGACGCCAGAAAACAAUAACAAGCAGAAUGCGAGCGACGGCGAGUACACCGGGCAGCAUCUGGCUAUUGGUUGCGCCGAUGGGUCCAUUGUUAUUUUGUCUACGGCCGAUAACGACUUGAGAUUUGUUCGCCGCUUGCAAGCAACGACAACGAAAAACGUGCGAGUGCUCAGCAUUACUUUCCAGAACCGAAACAUUCUCGUGGCGGGCUACGCAGACAGUUCCAUCAGACUGUUUGACAUCCGGAGCGGGCGUCUUUUGCGAACAAUAUCCCUGGGUAGAGGCCCCGCUGGCGGACCCAAGGAGAUUCUGGUAUGGAGCAUCAAAACACUGCCGGACGGGACUUUGGUGUCGGGUGAUUCCACGGGCGAAAUUCGAUUCUGGGACGCGAAAAACUACUCGUUAAUCCAGAGACUGCACAGCCACAAGGCAGAUGUGCUCGAUGUCGCCGUCAGUAUCGAUGGAGAGUCGGUCAUUAGUGGUGGAACAGAUCGCAAGACCGUUUUGUAUCGAUUGAAGCCGGGCAAGAAAAAUGAUAAGUCACGCCGGUGGGCCGAAGUGAUGCACCGACGUUAUCAUACGCAUGACGUGAAGAAGUUUGCCGUUUAUGAGUCGAAAGAUAUAAGCAUUGCGGUGUCGGGAGGACCCGGCGCAACCCUUGUCGUCUUGCCGCUACGUGAAUUCGGUAAAGAACACCACCGAACGCUAUCCAACCUUCCUCAAAUCUCCCAGCUUGCUUCUUCCUCCUCAGCGAGGUAUCUUAUGAGCUACUGGGAAAGAGAAGCAAGAAUCUGGCGAAUUGCACAAGAGCCGGGAACAAGUGUAGAGAACCAAAGAAACCAAUUGGUGGGCAGGGUGCUAAUUCCGGGCGAGGACAAUAUUACAUCAGCUGCACUUUCUUCUGACGGAAGUGUACUAGUUAUUUCUACGAUGAACGACCUUCGGAUAUUCAAUCUAAGUCCAGGGGACGACGAGGAUAAUACACUCCUUAUAGAAGACUUGGAUGUUCCUCAGUCAGUCUCAAAUGGUGGUGCCCGGGUUGUCUCCUUAUCUCCUGACCGCCGAUGGCUUUCUAUUAUUCGACCCAAUAACGACAUAUAUCUCGCAAAAUUGUCACCUCCAAGCUCCCCUGAUGAGACAUUGCGCAUUCAUCCUACUUUGUUACGCGUUCAGCGAUCUUCUGGCAAGGCACCCAGUUUGCGCGGAGUAACCCAAGGCACACUUGGAAGUUACGACCGAACAAUACGCAGUGUUACUUUCUCUAGCAAUGGCAAGCUGUUGGCAACGGGAGACUUGUCGGGAUUUGUGGACUGUUGGAUUCUCGAGAAGGCCCCUGAACAGCAGCUGGCAUCAGCCAAGAAAGCUUCAAAUGGAGCAGUGUCGUUAGACGAUGAGUCGUCCGACGAGGAGGACGACAAUGAAACCGAGAUUGAUGGUCAGCAUUGGAAGCGUCUGCCACCGAUGCCCUCGCUCCGUUCUGGCAUUGCAUUUAUGUCGUUCCGCCCAGAGACCGCUGUUGACUCUCACAAAUCCGCACCUGUUGAAGACCGCCUGGUCGUCGUCACAAGCACUCAUGAACUAGUGGAAUACGAGACACUCAAGGGAAAAUUCUCUGAAUGGUCUCAGCAGAACCCCAAGUCGCACUUGCCCGAAGACUUUACUUAUCUAAAGGACCGUGUGAUGGGAGGUUUCUGCGAUGUAUUCCAAGGCUCAACCAAGCUACUUUUAUACGGACCGGCAUGGAUGUGGAUUUUCGAUUUGACACGUAAUAUGCCAUCGCCCAAAGCCGCCGCUGACGCCGCCUCAACAGAGCUUGUCAAGGCCUCGGGACCACAGAAGCGAAAACGAAACGCCGUGGAUGAGAGCAAGGAAGAGCUAAUGAAAUACAACAGUGGAGCAGGAAGUCUGAUUCCUGCGUCUCAAGCAACUGUCUCCAUGGGCACAAAAAUCCGCAAAAUCGAAGGUAAAAACCUGAACGAUGCGGAAUGGGUGGACGUCGAGAAACAUCGACACCAACGACAGAACGACGACGACGACGUGGAUGGAACUGAGACUGGGAACCCAUUCUUACCGACCCGUGAGGCUGACUUUGCCCAUCUUCGCCGGGAAAUAGCGGACGAUGAAGGGUCGGCCAAGGCAUUGUUGACCAAUGGCGACGAGGCUGGCAAGAGCUUGACAAACGGAGCUAGCCUUGCCGUUGUCGUGAGCAACGAUACCAAUACCGACGGAGAGAGCGAUGGGAAGGAACUGGUAUCACAAAAGGAGGCUCCUCCGAUGUUUUGGCACUCGCACAGGUUCCGUGACAUCUUGGGUGUUGUUCCACUUGGUUCUCAAGGCGGCGUUCUCGCUAAAGAGGCCGUCGAACUGGCUGUUGUGGAACGGCCCAUGUGGGAUCUCGACCUGGGCGACCGAUAUGUCAAGGAUUACGAGUAG